Aureobasidium musti is the source of this 1098-nucleotide messenger RNA. Lineage: Eukaryota; Fungi; Ascomycota; Dothideomycetes; Dothideales; Saccotheciaceae. The record is from the annotation of a GenBank genome assembly.
AUGUCACUUACAGCAGGAAACCUUAGAAACAUCCCCACUUGUUACGCCAGUGUCUCGAUUGGAUGUAGAGAUGAACACACUCUGCCCAAGAAGCUAGAAGCAAUCUCCAGCGCAGGCUUCAGCGCUAUCGAGCUCGGUUUCCCAGACCUUGUGGCUUUCGCAUCAACCUACUUGAAGAAAGAGGUCGGAGCAUACGACUACGAUGAUCUCGUCAUCUCCGCCAAGGUCGUCAAGGCCAUGUGCGAUGCGAAGAAGCUGAAGGUUCUCAUUCUACAACCAUUUGCCAACUUCGAGGGCUGGCAAGAAGGCAGCGACGAGAGGAAGGAUGCUUUCACACGUGCCGAGGGCUGGAUUAGAAUCAUGGAGGCUGUUGGAACAGACAUGCUCCAGGUGAGAAAAUCUUGGAUCGACACGCGCAUUGUCAUAUCUGACCAUGAGNNACAGGUUGGUUCCUCAGACACACCUGCCGAGAAGAUCGGUACAGACCGCAACCGCUUCGUCAGCGACCUGCAAGAACUCGCCGACAUGCUCGCAAAGAAGAAUUUCCGCUUGGCAUACGAAAACUGGUGCUGGUCAACCCAUGCUCCCACAUGGAAAGACGUAUGGGACAUUGUUCAAAAGGUCAAUCGCCCCAAUGUCGGUCUCUGUCUAGACACCUUCCAAUCUGGUGGCUAUGAGUGGGCAGAUCCCACCACCGAGUCAGGCUUGGUCGACAAACCCAAGGACCAACUGGAGAAGGACUGGAAGGAGUCGCUCGAUGAACUGUCCCGCACCGUACCAGCAGACAAGAUCUUCUUUCUUCAAAUCAGCGAUGCAUACAAGCCAAAGCAACCCUUCAACAAAGACGUCGAUGAGUCUGGUACUCGUCCUAGAGGCCGCUGGAGCCAUGACUUCAGGCCCCUCNNCCCCUUCCAAGGCUACCUGCCUGUUGUUGACUUCACUCAAGCUGUCUUGAAAACAGGCUUCCGCGGUUAUUUCUCGUACGAAGUCUUCGAUGCUGGUCCGGACGGCAAGGGUAAGGACUAUGAGUUGCAGGACUUUGCGAACGAGGCAAUGGCCACCCAAUGGAAGCUCAUAGAGGCUUGUGUCGAGGCUUGA